Messenger RNA from Cladophialophora psammophila CBS 110553, 2949 nucleotides. RefSeq lists its product as uncharacterized. The transcript has a single exon. Bases 1 to 2949 code for a protein of 982 amino acids. The record is from RefSeq and is a predicted model, not a curated record. NCBI's taxonomy places the organism in Eukaryota, Fungi, Ascomycota, Eurotiomycetes, Chaetothyriales, Herpotrichiellaceae. Gene Ontology annotation, molecular function: hydrolase activity; glutamine synthetase activity.
AUGGCCCCUCAGCCAGAGCUCUAUCCUACCCUCCACCGAGUACGCGACCUUGAAAGCGCAGGCAUUGAGGACCUGCAGCAGAUCAUCCGGACAUUCCCCGUCAUUGACAACCAUGCCCACAACAUGCUCACCGAAGAAAAUGCCUAUGGCAGCGCAGAAUAUCCUUUUGAGUGUAUCACUUCCGAGGCACAAGGCCACGCUCUGACGGAUCAUGUCCAUACCAGCCUCGCUCACAUGCGCGGAGUCAAACACCUGGCAGAAUUCUAUCAGUGCCCCGACACCCUCCAGGACGUCAAGGCUGCCCGAUAUGAGUGGGUGCGCAGGGACUACCCAGGCCUGAUCAAGAAAUGCUUUGAAGGGACACAUGCGAUCAUGAUGGAUGAUGGACUGUCGCCCGAGAUCAUCCACUCGUUCAAGUGGCACCGACAGUUUGUGCCCACGGUGUCGAGGAUAGUGAGGAUCGAAGCUGUCGCGGCAGAACUGCUCGAGCAUCUUGCUCACGCAGCGGGCUUUAUGAGGGUCGGUCUCGAUGCCGACUGGGACAUCAGCCAGACCGAAAGUUUCUUGGUCCGCUUCAACACGGUCUUCAGAAACCAGAUCCGCACUCUGGCCAACGAUCCAGAUGUCCGUGGCUUCAAGUCGGUCAUCUGCUAUCGCUCCGGUCUAGAUAUCGGCCUGGACAGCAGGAAGAACUUCCGCCCCCAUCAGUCUCUGACUGAAUCCUCUCUCCUGCAAGCCUUUCACGACUUCCUACAGAAGGCAGUCCGGGAUCAUAAGUAUCGUAUUGAGCAAAAGGAAGUCAAUGACUACCUGGUUGUCGCUGUCUGUGACGUGCUGGAAAAGCUUGUAGACACGGAUGGUGAGAACUUGCCCUUCCAGUUCCACACCGGUCUCGGCGACACAGAUAUCGACUUGGUCAAGGCGAACCCGGCGUAUAUGCAGCCUUUGAUCGAAGCUUUCCCCCAGGUCGACUUUGUCAUCCUGCAUUCUUCGUAUCCGUACACGAGGGAAGCUGGUUACCUCGCGGCCAACUAUUCCAACGCUUGGCUUGAUAUUGGAGAAGCGUUCCCCAUGCUCUCCCGCGAAGGCGAGGAGUCUGUGCUACGACAAGCCCUCGAGCUGACACCAAGCUCCAAGAUCCUGUGGAGCACAGACGGACACUUCUAUCCCGAAACAUACUGGCUUGCCAACAAGCACUUCAGAGAAGCCCUGGAGAGAUUGCUUACUUCGUACAUUGCAGCUGGUGACGUUACCGUCGCCCAGGCCAUCGAUAUUGCUGUCGACAUUAUGUUCUGGAACUCCAAUCUUCUCUACAAGCUUGAUGAAGAGCGCAAAUAUCCAGAGCUUCUCCGAGCUUGUGGCCGAGAAGUCGUAGACAGUAUGCGUACGCUGGUGAAUGGUGGCUCGAAAGCGCCCUCCUUCAAGUCAUAUGCAAGCACGGCUGUCGCGACUCCUGCUGGAGGACCGUCAUCGUCGUCAGCAGCGGCACGACCUGGGGCGUCGACCACAAUGUCCCUGACGGCGACAAGCCUUUCUGUUUCCCUCCGGUCUGGGAGUGCGAGUGCGCCGUCUGGCCAAAACUCCACCGCUGUCUUCGCACAGAAUGUGACAGUUUUUGAUGCCUUUCUGCAAACCAAUCCAGGCGUCAAGUAUAUCUGGGUUCAGUAUUUGGACUACACUGGCACCCUUCGAAAUCGCAUGCUAACCGUCCAACAAUUUAAAAAGCAGCUCUCAACAGGCAAAAAUCUCUGUUGCACGAGUGCUCUGACACGGUUGAUGCAAGACGACUACCCUGCGACCGGAUGCUCCGCCACUGGCCAAUUUCUCAUGGUUCCAGACCUGUCGACCCUUUCACUGAACAAGGGUAUCUCAUCUCCCUCUGCCACUGUUCAGACCUGGUGGAUGGCAGAUUCGGAGCAAGUCCCCCUCGCCGAGCACUACGACCGCUGUCCACGCUGGCUUCUUCAAUCUCAAGCUGACGCUCUCAAAUCAGAGUUCAACAUCUCCAUGCUAAUAGGAUUCGAACUCGAAAUCAUAUUCAUGAGGCCGAUCCUGAACGAAAACAAGUCGGACUUUGUGGAUUUUGAGCCCUUGCAUAUGGUUCAUUCGUGGUCAAACAUGACGUGGCAACAACUCGAGAUGUUACCGAUCAUUGAAGAAAUUGUGGAGAAUCUGGCCGACAUCGACAUUCACCUUUCGCAAUUCCACGCCGAGGCCGCACCAGGACAGUGGGAGUUUCCCUUGCCCGCUUUUGAACCUGUAAAGGCGGUUGACGUCUUGUUCAAGGCCAAAGAUGUGAUUCGCAACAUCGCCAAGAAGCAUGGCCUGAAAGCAACAUGUUAUCCGCGGCCCUACGCAUUCAGCCCCGGCAGCGCCAAUCAUGCCCAUUUCAGCAUCAACGGACCUGGUGAUACCGUCGAGAAAUAUGAAGCUCCCUUCCUCGCUGGCGUUUUGGAACAUCUCCCAGCAUUGAUAGCUUUUCUGCUACCUUUUGAGGAGUCGUAUCAACGAGUCAACGCCGGAAUCUGGGCGGGUGGAGAAUAUGUAUGCUGGGGGACACAAAACAAGGAAGUCCCAUUGCGAAAAUGUGGACCAGGACACUAUGAACUCAAGACCGUCGAUGGCAUGGGCAACUCCUAUUUGUCCAUGGCCGCCCUACUGGCAUCAGGACUCCACGGUCUCCGUCAAGAUCUCAAACUCGAGCACAAGGAUUGUGCGGGUGACCCAACUGGGAUCGGCGAGGAGGAGAGGCAGAAACUAGGCAUUACAACGCAGUUGCCUAACAGUUUGGAGAAGAGUCUCAAAGCUCUGGACCGGGAUAAAGUCCUGCGACGGGCACUCGGAUACGCGGUCGUUGACGACUACCUUGCCGUCUCUGAGAGUCUCAUGGCCAAGUUGAGGGGCUUUGGCGACGAGAAGAGACGAGUAUGGUUGAUGGCCCGGUAUUAA